AUGCGGUCGGUGGCACCGAGCAUGCUCGUCGCGUGCACAGCUCUCUCUCUCGUGCGGACAGAGAGCAUGGUGGCGCUGGUGGUGGACGAUGCGCCGCUUCCUGCGCUUGCUUCGGCGUACGACGCGCGUCGGGCAGUGCAGGUCGCACCCGUCGACGAAAGCCAUGAGGCACGCCACGACCAGCAACGUCGCACCGUGUGGACCUACUACCAUGACGCGCCCUCCGUCGCUCAUGACGAAAGAGCGACGGCCGACAACGAUGCACUACACGCGACUCUCGAGUCGAUUGACCAAGUGCCCGCGCUCUCACUUCCUUCGAUGGCGGCGAUUGCUAGCAUCGGCGUCGUCGGCCUCGUCCUCUGGAAGCUCCGGCACCCAGUCUUUGACCACGCCGAGCUGCGCCAGCUUCUCUCAACGAGCCCGAACCGACCUCUUCUCUACUAA
Saprolegnia parasitica CBS 223.65 is the source of this 444-nucleotide messenger RNA. RefSeq lists its product as hypothetical. The record is from RefSeq and is a predicted model, not a curated record. The coding region runs from base 1 to 444 and encodes 147 amino acids. Lineage: Eukaryota; Oomycota; Saprolegniomycetes; Saprolegniales; Saprolegniaceae. The transcript has a single exon.